This is a messenger RNA of Trypanosoma cruzi, 672 nucleotides long. Its product is annotated as mucin TcMUCII, putative. The transcript has a single exon. NCBI's taxonomy places the organism in Eukaryota, Euglenozoa, Kinetoplastea, Trypanosomatida, Trypanosomatidae. The coding region runs from base 1 to 672 and encodes 223 amino acids. The record is from RefSeq and is a predicted model, not a curated record.
AUGAUGACGUGCCGUCUGCUGUGCGUCCUGUUGGUGCUUGCCCUUUGCUGCUGCCUGUCCAUGUGCGUGGUAGACACUGCCCCGACUGAACCUCAAAUUGAGGGAAAAGGCGCCAGCCUGCCAUCCACUACGCCAGAGACUAGUUCUGAGACUCAAGAUGCUGACGAAGCAAGUCAAUUGCGCUCUCCAGAAGAAGACACUAGUCUGGAUCCGGAGAAUCAAGUUGAUGCGAGGGGAAAGGACACCAAUCCGCCGUCCGCUGCAGCAGAGGGAGCACUUCGGAGUAACGGUGAGUCAGGUUCACUGAACCAGGAGUCCGGUGCGGCACAGGGUAACACCGCCCGUUCAUUGCCCCCUGGACCAGCCACUGAGCCUAGCAAGAAAACUGAGACGGAUCCGGGGGAUAAAGAUAAUUCUAAAAAGAUCGUGACGCCUGAGGAUACCUCCGAGACGACGACGACCACUACAACAAAAGCACCAACCACGAUCACAACCACUGCGCCAGAGGCACCAAGUGGUAAGGCCACAACUACAGAGGCGCCUACUACGACGACGACCACCAGCGCACCGUCACGUCUUCGUGAAAUCGAUGGCAGCCUCGGCAGCUCUGCGUGGGUGUGUGCCCCGCUGCUGCUCGCCGUAUCCGCGCUGGCGUACACCACUGUGGGCUGA